AUGUCUCAGGCCGAUCGCUUUGUGAGUUUUUUCUUGAUGAAAGUUCAAAGAAACACUCAAAAACAGAUAAUUUUUUUUGUAUCCGAAUAUUCUUACCCAGGUUAACCUACCAAAGUGACCCAGUCCCUAUCACACCAUUCCCUAGUGAUUUAUAUUUAUUCAACUCUUCAUCCCCAGCUUGAACUGUUUCUUUCAGGCUCCGUCAAACAACCAGAAAUCGUCCAAAGUCUCGACUCAAAAAAAAUCGACGCUGGACGGUCGUCCACCUUGGAAUAGUGGUGAGCUUUUACGAUUAACUCAUGGAAAACAUUCUAUUUGAAAUAAAGUUUACAAGAACUUUGAAAUAUUGGCUUGCGGAGCCUAGUCCUACAUCUUUCAUGACCAGCUUUAACCUUUCCAACGACUCAGACACCUACAUCGAAGGCUACGACGACGUCGACGAAAAGGGUCAUAUCCGCCGCAAAUACGUCGCCGUCGAGAAUAAAACUCGGAGCCAGGCUCAGCAGGUAGGAAGACCACAGGUAGUAACUUCAAUCAAUCUUUUCUCUGUGAAAUCUAGGGCCAAGACUAGCAAUGGAUCAAAAAAAUAACUAACUGGCCUCGGAAAUAUUAGUUACACUUACAGCGAUCAUUUCCUUGUUUUCGUAAUUUUUACCGUUUUUUUUUAAAUUAACUUUUUGUUUAUUCUCGUCUCGAUAAUUCUCCCAACAAAGGAUAAUACUCCUAAUAGAAAUCAUUUUCUGAAAGCUUUGAAACGUAUGAAUUCCUGUAUUACCUUACUUCAUUUCUUCGAACUGGUUAUUUUUUCGAAGGCGAUUAUUCGUCAAAUCAACGUAAUUUCUUGUAAGGUUGCGGAUUCAGGAUGAGCUCAACCAAUCGUGGACUCAUUCUUUGCGCGCCGAGACGCACAAGUAA
Molecule: messenger RNA, 915 nt
Organism: Caenorhabditis auriculariae
Lineage: Eukaryota; Metazoa; Nematoda; Chromadorea; Rhabditida; Rhabditidae
Source: the annotation of a GenBank genome assembly